Molecule: messenger RNA, 3553 nt
Organism: Pygocentrus nattereri (red-bellied piranha)
Lineage: Eukaryota; Metazoa; Chordata; Actinopteri; Characiformes; Serrasalmidae
Exons: 2
Coding region: 1804-2475 (223 amino acids)
Source: RefSeq, a predicted model, not a curated record
UACUUGCUCAUUUUAUUUUAUUAAUUUGAUGAUAAUUCUGUUUAUCAGGUAGCACAUAACUUCUUUGUGUAACUGGUGCUAUGUGCUUUAAUUGUUAAAUAGAUUUUUUUUUUGUCAAAUAUAUUGCCAUAUGUCUUUUAUUUCAUUGAUUUUAAGUAGUUGCACAUGGUCUCUUGACUGUCAAUGAGGCAGCCAUUUCACAAAAUCCUCCAUUUUACCUAAAAUGUCACUGGUGUCACAGUCACUGGUGUUAUGUCAUAUUCAUGUGACACCAGUGACUAAUGUUAAUUAUAUGAAUGAUCACAACACUUGAAAAACUAUAUGAAACUGUGUGUGAUAUUUUAUUUAAAAAAUAAAACAUGUUGGUAAGUAUUUAAGUAAGUAAGUCUGUUAAUGCUUAUUUUGUCAUUUUGCUGUCAUAGCUAGGUAUGGCCAGACAGAGUGCAGCAGAGAGACAGAGGCUGUAUAGGCAGCGUAGAGAUGCAGAUCCAGAACUUAGGCCUGCUUACCUGGUAAAAAAGCAAGAGAAAUACAGGAGAGACAUUGAACAGAAUAAAAGAAAACUAAUAGGGGAUCUCUCAGAGAAAGGGAAACGUCAAGAAAGAAAAAGAUGGCGAGAAAGGCAGGCAUGGCAUAGAGCACAGUUAAGGGCAGCACCAGCGACACCAGACGCUGAACCUAACUCAAGACAGCAACACUAUGGGAGGAAAGUAGUUACAAAGCAAAAGUGGAAGUGCUAUCAAAGAAUAAAACAGUUGGAAAUAAAACUGAAGAAGAGCACUCAACUUUAUGCCAAAAUUAGGCAGAGAUACCGCUGUGCAGUUACAAAUACUAAAAAGGAAAAAAACACUAACAGUCCACAGAAGAACGCAGAAGCACUACUAAAGGGGUCAUCUGUACAUUCCCCUGUGAAGAGGACCUUAACUUUCCAUUUUGCCCUUGUGAGAAGUCUGCAGGAAAAGUAUCGCAAUGCAAAACAUGAAAAAGAAAAGCAACUUUAUGCUUGAUUGUUUACUUCCAAUUUGUUGAAAAAGUAUUGCAUGCAAUCUCUGUGUGAGAAAAAUUUAGGGUUCUCCUACAGACAAUGGAAAUUUGGAAAUGUGCAAAGUGCAGAAUUUCCCAGGACUAGAAAUACAGCUUCUCAGGCUAAGAAAAGAUCAGUGAAGAUGUUUUUUCUACGUGAUGAUGUGAGCAGGAUGACCACUGGAACAAAGAACACAAUUACCCUAAGGAAGGUUAAAAAGUAGCGACGACUUCUUUGUGACACCCUUCUAAAUCUGCAUAGGAGAUUUUUGGCAGAAAGUCCUGAUGCAGUGUCCUAUCCCUUCUUUUGCAGACAAAGACCUUUUUGGGUCAUGCAUCCAACUGAAGCUGACAGGAACACCUGUCAGUGUAAAACUCACGAAAACCUCCAAUACGUGGCAGAAAGUCUUUACAAUCAAGGCUUGUUGCAAACUAAAAAUCUGGAUGAGAUGGCAGGUGCUAUAGUUUGUGACACAAAGAGCAAAAUGUGUGCAUAUUCAGAGUGUCCAGAAUGCCGUGUGACAACAUUUCAAAUGAUAAAGAGUCCAUCAAAUGAAAACAUUUCGGUAACACAGUGGGUCCUUGAAAAGAUUGGAGAUGCUGGCCAUGACAAAAUGACCCUUUCUGUUAAAAAGGAGAUGGUCACCACAGAAGAUGCUCUGGUGACACAGUUCCAGGAGAGGCUUGCUCAUUACAGACGACACCUCUUCAACAUCAGAUGGCAAUAUGGAACAUAUCGGCAGGUGAGAGAGAAUUUGCAAGAAACUGACGCUUUAAUCCAUGUCGACUUUAGCGAGAAUUACAACUGCAAAUACUCACGAGAUUCAGUCUGUGCACUUUGGUGGAUCCCACCAGCAGGCUACACUGCACACUGGAGUUCUCUACAUCAAAGCAGAACAGCCCAUCAUCCCUUUCUGCUCCAUCUCGCCAAGCCACCAACAUGAUCCUCCAGCCAUCUGGGCUCAUCUUUCACCUAUUCUUAGCCAGCUGAGGGAGCAUUGUCCAGGUGUCACCAGCCUACAUUUUUUCAGCGACGGACCAGGUACGCAGUAUAAGCAGAAGGCUGACUUUUACAUGCUGUCCACUGAGCCAUUUAAGAUGGGCUUUAAGGAGACAAUCUGGCAUUUCUUUGAGGCCAGCCAUGGUAAGGGUGCACCAGAUGGCAUUGGUGGCUCCUUGAAAAGAACUGCAGACAGUCUAGUGCACCAUGGAACAGACAUUCCAGAUGCUGAAUCCCUGUUCCUUCAGCUCAAACACAAGACGUCUUCAGUGGAGCUGUUCUUUGUGUCACCAGAAGACGUGGAAAAAAUGGCACAACGCAUUGUGAACGGACCUCUACUUGUAACUAUUAAAGGCACGAUGAGGAUGCACCAGGUGAUCAGUGUGGUCCAAGAAAGCAUCAAAUACAGGCACAUCAGCUGUGUAUGCAAAAUGAUGGAUGGAGAUCCUUGACUGCCCAUGCUAUGGCCUUCAAGAGUACACUUUUGCCAGAAGUGAAAGUCAACAAGAAGACCAUACCAUUGAAAGGUCUGCCCCUGCUUUACUCCGUCCAGAAGUAAUCUCAAAAGUGCACAUUGGCCAGUGGUGUGUAAUAAACUAUGAUGCAGAUUCUUAUCCUGGCAUCAUUCUUGAAGUGGAGGCACACAACAUAAAAGUAAAAUGUAUGCACAGAAAUGGAGUUAAUAAAUUCUUCUGGCCCAGCCCAAGGGAAGAUGUCCGCUGGUAUGGGGAUGAUCAAAUUGUUUUAUUCCUGAGCCAGUCGCUCUGAACAAAAGGUCAGUUCAGAUUGACAAAAAAUCUGGCACUAUUUAGAGAAGCAUUUGUAAAACCUCCUUCACUCAUCUGCCCUGGUGUUCACUGAAGAGAGCAAAUAUAUGGGGAAUUUUAGCAGAUUUAAUUAUCUAUUCAUUUGUUAUGAGAAAAUGUGCUGACUUUCAAUGUAUUUGAUGAAUUUGAAAGCAAAAUGUUCUGCUAAAAUAUGAUAAAAUGAACAAUAUACAAGAUAAAAAUUCUUACUUUACAGAAACGAAAGGUUAACAUGAUGUUUUUUGCUCAUUUUGUAGUGCAUUGAUGUUUAUUAAGUGAAAUUGCUUGUUCAGUCACUGGUGUUACAGAUGUGUUACCAUGUGAUGCUUGUUCUUUUUCAUGAUGUUUUUUCUUAUUAAAAGUAUCCUGCAUGAAAUUUUAGAAUCAUUCAUUUCUGCACUGUUUCUUAUAUCAGUAGUUAAAUGUUCAUGUCUAUUGGACAAAAAUGUAUUAUUGUUUUUUUUUUUAAUAGUAUAGGAAGAUGCCUUUAAGUAUAAAGAAAGACCACUUUAUUUUUGUUAUUUUCAGUGCUUGUGUAUAAACAUACUUUGGUAACAUGUUAAGUUAAAUGGAAUUUCUUUAUCACAUUCAGUCACAUUGUAAUUUCAAUUAAAAAUAAUUAUAUUGAUGACAAAAUAAAUUCUUCAAGAUGGGCUAACACCAGUGACAAAUUGACCAAAACUUUGCAAUUUAUGUUAAAAUAUAUUAAAAUCUAUUUGGAAUU